CAUGCCAACGGGAAAGUCUUUGCAAUCCAAGCAGUGAAAAGAUCCACAUGAAGCCACUUGAUCACUGUAUCCCGAUUUCUGCAUGGAUUUAAUAGGGACCUAAUGUCAGGACCUCAAAUGGAGAUUUCCUCAUCGCCCAAAGAGGCUCUCCCAAACACCUCCCUAAUGAUGGGCGCGGUGGGGAGCACCAGGCCUUAAUCAACCCCCCGGGUCCGCGAAUUAACUCUACAAGCUGCAGCUGAGAGCACUCACGAUCGGCGCCUGCUAACUGGGCCACAGGCUCCUCCCAGCCUCCGGGACUGACGACUUCUCUCUGCUACCUGAAAAUGGAGAGCCAGGAGCUCUGGAGACAUGAAGGCUGAAGUUUGCAACGUGGCGGAGCAGAGCUAGGCUGCCCUUGGCGCUCCCAACCUCCAGUCCGGUGCCCAGAGAAUCUUCGCCCACAGAAUUCCGAUGACUUCCAUUACUUGAGCAGGACUGGAUCCGAGUCGGUGGCCGCGCGAAGUUCCGGCUGAUUGUCCCAAGUGGAGCCGAGGCUGCCGGCGAGAUGGAUAAAAAGUCCUUCGAAACCGUGCUGGAUGAAAUUAGGAAGGCAGUUUUGACUGAGUACAAGUUAAAAGCAAUCGAAUAUGUCCACGGAUACUUUUCCAGCGAACAGGUGGUCGAGCUACUGAGAUACUUUUCUUGGGCUGAGCCCCAGCUGAAGGCGAUGAAAGCGUUACAGCAUAAAAUGGUUGCCGUUCCAGCGGCAAAAGUGGUCAACAUCCUCAACUGCUUCACCUUUAGUAAAGAUAAACUUAUUGCUCUGGAACUGUUGGCUUCCAACAUUGUCGAUGCUCAGAACUACCGUCUUAUUGAAGAUCUGUUCAGGAUAAAUAUGUCGGAGAAGAAGCGGUGCCGAAGAAUUCUUGAGCAGGCUUCAAAAGGGGGCUGUAAAGCCCCUCAUGCUAUGAUCUCUUCCUGCGGAGUGAUUCCCGGAAACCCGUAUCCCAAAGGAAAACCAAGUCGGAUUAACGGAAUUUUCCCGGGGACGCCUAUCAGGAAGGAUGGUGAAGAAUGUACUAAUGAAGGCAAAGGAAUUGCUGCACGGAUACUUGGGCCAUCCAAACCCGCCCCAUCGACGUAUAACCCUCAUAAACCCGUUCCCUAUCCCAUACCCCCGUGCCGGCCGCAUGCAACGAUUGCACCAAGUGCUUACAAUAAUCUGGUGCCAAUGGGAAAUGUCAUGGUGCCAGGGGUGCCCCCUCCACCUCCGUAUACUCCCAACCCAGUGGGAACAGAAAAUGAAGACAUUUCCAGUCAGUCAAAACCAGCCCAGAAUCAAACAUUUUCUGCCCAAGCCAAUCAGCUGUUUUCUCCUCACGGGUCAACUCCUCCCACCCCCGCCCCCACCCCCGCCCCCACCCCUUCCCCGGUGAAGGCCGGGAGUCACCCGUCGGCCCCGGGAACGCCGCUGGUUCCCGGGAUGGGCCUGUCCACCCCGGUCCUCCCGGUGUUCCCCGGGCAGGUGUCCUCGGCGAUCCCGACGGCCCAGCCGUCCCUCGCCACGCCGACCGUCAUCAAGACCCUCUCCCUCCCCACCGCCACCGUGACCUCGGUCCACAGCGUGACGCCCAACCCGAUCCCCACGAGUUUCUCGGGGCUGGCCUCGCUGCCGGCCGCGGCCCCCCAGGGCCCCUCCGCCCCGCCUGCCACUCCGGCGCCCGGCGAAGCCUUCGCCUCCGCCUCGGCCCCCGCCUCGGCCCCGUUCGGCGGCCUCCCCUUCUCCGCCCCCUCGCCGGUCGGCUCCGCGGGGGGUCACAACCCCGCCUCGCUGUCUUCCGUGUUCGGGGGCCUCCCCCUUUCCUUCCCGCCCGCCGCCGCCGCCGUCCAGGGAGGAGCCAGCCCGGCUCCCCCCGGCUCCUCCGCCCCCGGCCUGCCGGGCCCCAUGGGCCUGAGUAAUCCGCUCCUGUCCGUGUUGAAAGGCUUCCUGACCUCCGGCGAGCCCGCUCUGAUCAAUUCCGCCGCCCUGCCCUCGGCGGUGCCCGGCGGGCUGGCCUCCCUGUCGUCCCUGGCGGCAACGCAGAGCCCCGACCCCCCGGCGUCGUCCUUGGGCAAGUGCUACGCCCCGUCGGCCGCGCCGCCCCCGCAGCGCUCGUCCACGCCCGCGGGGCUGGCCGUCUUCCCGGGGCUGCCGUCCCCGGCGCUGGCCAACCCCAGCUCCACCCCGCCGGCCCCCGCGCCCCCGGCCUGCGGCUCCUCGCUGCCGCCGUUGCCCGGCCCGGAGCCGCAGGGCCCGCCCGCCCCCGCCGCCUCGGGGAUCGCCGUGAUGGUCAAGACGGAGCCCACCAGCCCGACCCCGUCGGCCUUCAAGGGCCCGUCCCACUCGGCCAACCCCGCCCACGGGCCCUUGGGCCUGUCGGCGGCCCUGGGCCGAGCUUUCAACCCGGCGGCCUCGGCGCCGGUCAGCUUGUCCCCCUGCCUUAACCCGGCCCUGUCGGGCCUGUCCUCCCUGAGCAGCCCCCUCAACAGCUCCUCUCCCCUGUCUUCCAUCAGCCUGGCGCCUCACGCCGCCUCCACCCCGCUGGCCCCUGUGUUCACCGCUCUUCCCUCUUUCACGUCUCUCACCAACAACUUCCCUCUCCCCGGCAACCCGGCGGCCCUGGCGCCCCCGGCGACCCUGCCCGGCUCGCUGAUGGGCACGCCGUCUAGCGCGGCCCCCUCGGCGCCCGGCGCCCACGCCAGCAGCGCCUCGGGGCCGGCGGUCCUCCCGGGCCUGACGGCCACCGCCGCCCCAGCCUCGGCCGCCCCGUUCCCCGCCCUCAACCUGUCCUCGGCCGUGCCCUCGCUCUUCUCCGUCGCCCAGGGACCCCUGCCCUCCUCGAACCCUUCGUUCCCCGGCUUCCCCGUCUCCAACGCGCCUGCCGGGGCCCCGGUCCUACCCUCGUUCCCGGGGCUCCAGGCGGUGUCCUCCGGAGCGGCCGCAGCCACGGCCCCGUCCCCGGCGCCCGUCCUGCCCGGCUUCGCCUCCGCCUUCAGCUCCAACUUCAACUCGGCCCUCGUGGCCCAAGCCGGUUUGUCUUCCGGACUUCAAGCUGCUGGAAAUUCCGUCUUUCCUGGACUUCUGUCCCUGCCCGGUAUCCCCGGAUUUUCCCAGAACCCCUCCCAGUCUUCCUUGCAAGAACUGCAACACAACGCAGCGGCACAGUCAGCCCUGUUACAGCAGGUUCAUUCGGCUUCGGCCCUGGAGAGCUACCCCGCGCAGCCCGACGGGUUCCCCAGCUACCCGUCCGCCCCGGGAACGCCAUUCUCCUUGCAGACAGGCCUGUCCCAGAGCGGGUGGCAGUGAAGAGAGCCGGCGAGCUCUCCACCUCCCUCCUUCGGACCGAGCCCGGAUCGCGUGAGGACGGCACCGGCGGCUCGAGACACGGGAAGCUAGAGAGACGU
This is a messenger RNA of Tachyglossus aculeatus (Australian echidna), 3426 nucleotides long. It is a transcript of the gene PROSER1, whose product is annotated as proline and serine rich 1. The transcript has 16 exons. NCBI's taxonomy places the organism in Eukaryota, Metazoa, Chordata, Mammalia, Monotremata, Tachyglossidae. The record is from RefSeq and is a predicted model, not a curated record. The coding region runs from base 548 to 3328 and encodes 926 amino acids.